UCCUUUUUUUAUACAGGUCAAGGUUGCAGUAACAUAUGACCACGUGACACUGUCUUAUAAAUAUAGGAUUAUUCGGUCUGGUUUCAAAUAUUCUACUUUACAAAUCCUAACAAUGAGGUUGGUUUGUAUAUUAGCGAUAUGUAUAAGUUUUGCGCGUGCAGAUACCAUAUCAUCAAUCUUAACAGAUGGGGAGAACAAGACUUCAACAUCAUUGGAAAUCAAUGACCAGGAAUGGAACGAUUUGAGCAUCCUACGACAGAUGAUUAACCAAGAGACCGUCAUCCGCCUCGCUUUGGUCAAGAACGUCCAUGUACUUGUUAGCGACGUUAACCUAAUGAAGAAAAGUUUUGCGGCAAGUGAAACUACAAUAUCAGGAUUACAGCAGGCGGUUGACGCCUUGAACACUCUGGUAUACUCUCUUCAAAAGGAAAAUAGCGAACUUAAGAACAGUAGCAUAAUCAGCCAGACCAGAAUGAUGGAGUUUGAAACAAGACUGCAGACAUUAAACGAAAGUGUUACUUCUUUACAUGAUAAGAUAACCGUCGAUCAGAUGGAAUCAGACGAAAAAAGGCAAGAAAUGUUCAACAAAACUAACAGUGUCAUUGCCGAUAUCAAAAUAGAGCUAAGAUAUCUCUCGGUUACCUUGUUUGACUUCAAGGAACACGCGGAUGUGGAAACAGAGUCGAGAGAUAAAAGAUAUGAAAAACUUGAACAUCAUUUCAAUACCUCAGUUAAUGAUUUAAAAACUGAAUACUUUAAAACCAAGAGCGGGUUAAGUAAUAUCACAGCACAAAUUCAAAAUGUGGAAGAUUCUCAAACGGAGAUGAAAGGAGAACUUACAGAAGCCCUUAAUAGAACAGUCACCAAGUUUGAAACACAGUUUCAAACAUCAGAGUAUGAGCGUCGUAAACUUUCCUCCUCUGUGUCAUCUCUGGAAGUUGCCAAGAUGAACAUGUCUAAAUCAAGAUGUGAUUUAUCCAAAAGAAUAGGAUUUACUGCUACAGUAUCGUAUACCAGUACUUCCUGGAGCAGCGGUACUCUGGUAUUUGAUGUGGUCAUCACAAACGUCGGGAACGGAUACAACCCAAGUACCGGGGUAUUUACCGCUCCUACAGCGGGGGAAUAUGUCUUCUUCGUCAAUGUACAGAGUUACAGUACUAAAACCAUUUAUGUAGACGUCGUGCUAAACGGACUUCUUAAGGUCCGAACAAUGGCGUAUAAUAGAGGUGAUGAGGCUUACGAAGCAGGACCUAACCUGGCAGUGUUGACUGUACAGAAAGAAGACAAAGUGUGGAUCAAAAAUUACUCUGGCACAGGUUUUUAUAUUGACGGUCCUAUAACCACGUUUUCAGGAUUUCUUCUCUAAUUAAAGUGAUCAUUAAAUAACUGAGUUGGAUAAAGAAUUGCCUCACCGAUUAUUGGGAUCUUCAACUAAUUUGUGAUACAUGUGCGAGUAAUACGUAUAAUGUUAAAUCUGGUGAUUAAAAACUACUUUAAUUCAACCAUGAUUUGAUUUUUAAAAGGAGAUU
Magallana angulata is the source of this 1529-nucleotide messenger RNA. RefSeq lists its product as uncharacterized. The coding region runs from base 113 to 1366 and encodes 417 amino acids. The transcript is spliced from 3 exons. Gene Ontology annotation, molecular function: protein binding. The record is from RefSeq and is a predicted model, not a curated record. Lineage: Eukaryota; Metazoa; Mollusca; Bivalvia; Ostreida; Ostreidae.